This is a messenger RNA of Rosa rugosa (rugosa rose), 2500 nucleotides long. Its product is annotated as LRR receptor-like serine/threonine-protein kinase FLS2. The transcript has a single exon. Gene Ontology annotation, molecular function: protein binding. The coding region runs from base 505 to 2493 and encodes 662 amino acids. Lineage: Eukaryota; Viridiplantae; Streptophyta; Magnoliopsida; Rosales; Rosaceae. The record is from RefSeq and is a predicted model, not a curated record.
AAUUGAUAAUUAUCAAUAUAAAAGAAAAAAAUAUAUAUUUAGAGGGGGUUGAUGAUAAAAUAAUUUUAAACACUAUUUCUGGACUUAGCCACCUAUUUGAUACAUUUGAAUUUUGAAAAAAAUAAAAAUGAAAUGCUAAAAGUAUACAUCACUUAAUUUGGCAUUAACUGAAAAAUCAAUGACAUCAUUAAAGUUCAUUGAGAGUAGUUUCUAAAAUUUGAUGGGGCCGGAAAAAGAGAUAACCAAUUAGCAAUACCAUGUGCGCACUUCUUUUUAUGUAAUUUUCAUCAUGUGUAGACACAUAUAUGCUUUUAUUACUCCAAUCUAAAAAAAGGGAAAAAUUUGUAAAGGAGAAUAAAUGAAAAUCUGUAAAGGUGAAAAGAGAGUCUGUAAAAGGGCAAAAGAGAAAACAAAAUCUGAGUUCUUUGACUACUUAUCAUGUCUCUUUGCUCUAGUAUUUAAGCUCAAUCCACUUUCUUAAAAUUUCAACAUACUGAACUGUUCAUGUUUCUCUGCUUCCACUCUCAAAAUUCCAAAGACUUAAUCUCUAGAAACACAAUGAAGAUUGAGUUGCUGUGGGUUGUACUCUUCACUAUCUUAACUAUUGGAGAAGGAAGAAGAAGUACUAGCAAUGCCUGCGAUUCCAAUGACCUGAAGGGCCUAACCAUUUUCAAGUCUAGAAUUCAUGUCGACACUUCAGGCCGGCUAGAUAGUUGGUCCAAUGAAACCAGUUGUUGCAAGUGGAAAGGCAUUUCUUGUGACAAUAGAACAGGCAGAGUCACAGAGAUCAAUCUACCAGGGUUAAUUACAACAGAGGAUGCUCCUAUCCAAGCCGAAAUGAAAGGUUUGCUAUCUCCUUCAAUAACACUCCUAUCCUCUCUAGAGGUCAUAGAUCUUGGAGAGCUCGCUGGUCUUUCUGGAACAAUCCCAACAUCCAUAGGGUUUCAUCUCCCAAAUCUCCGAAAGCUUGUUCUCUAUGGCAAUAGGGUUUGUGGAUCAAUACCAGAAAGCAUUGGUAAGCUGUCAAACCUUGAAGAACUUGUACUGCAUGAGAAUAGGUUUUCUGGGUCACUCCCACCAAGCCUUGGGAACCUUAAGAAUCUAAAUAGGCUACUUGUUCAGUCAAACCAAUUUGUGGGUAGUAUACCUGAUUCAUUUUCAAAUUUGACAAAUUUGGUUCAUCUUGAUCUUUCUAGCAAUUCUCUAACUGGUCACUUACCACAGAGAAUUGGUCAGCUUCAGGUCUUGAAAGAGCUUGAUCUUUCAAGCAAUCUUUUGGUUGGGGAAAUUCCACCUUCAAUGGCUAAUUUAACUGCCAUUUCAGUCAUAUCCUUGGACACCAAUCAUCUUGAGGGACCAAUCCCAUUUCCAUCAAGCUUUGCCCAGAUGUAUUCUCUUAAGAUUUUAAGGCUUCAAUCCAAUCAUCUUACUGGAAAAAUACCCUCCACCUUUGGAGAAUUGGUCUCUCUCCAAAGACUUUCCCUAGCAGAUAACAAGCUUGAGGGAGCAAUUCCCUCUAGUUUGGGGAAUUUAUCGGCUUUGAGUGAGCUAUACCUCAGUGGCAACCGCUUCUCUGGCCAAAUACCAAAAUCAAUAGGUCAACUUUCUCAGCUUAUAUUGUUGAACGUCUCUCAUAAUCUGAUUCAAGGACCACUGCCUUCAGAGAUGUCUUCCCUUCGAAAUAUUGACACACUUGAUCUGUCGUUCAACCGUUUAAGCCUCUCCUCCAUACCAAAAUGUGUUGCGGAAUUGCCUACUAUUUCCAGGAUUUACAUGGCAGGAUGUGGAAUCCAAGGGGAAGUUCCAGAGUUCUUACACAAAACUCCAAUACAAGAAGUCGACUUAUCUGACAACAAUCUUACCGGAAGUAUUCCAACUUGGCUCGGAAACCUUUCUCGGCUCUACAUAUUGAACCUGUCCAAAAACUCACUUGUUUCAAAGAUCCCUGACUCGAUUACUAACUUGGAUCAGUUGGUUGUGAUUGAUCUCCAUGCAAACAAGCUAGCAGGCUCCAUAAGUCAAGUUUUCCAGAUAAAACAGACAUUCCCAUUUGAAUCAUCACUGACGUAUGUUGAUCUAUCUGAUAACAGUUUCUCAAGUGGAAUCGAGCAAAUUGGUGUAAGACCACAACAUGGCAUUAAGUUUCUCAAUUUAUCAAGCAACAUGUUGCAAGGGAAAUUACCAACAUCCAUACAGAGAUUGGAGUCGCUUGAAAGUAUGGAUUUGAGUACCAACAAGUUAGGUUUCAACUUGCCAGAGGGCUUAGGAAAUUUGAGCAAGUUAGAGACGCUCAACUUGCAGAAAAACCGCUUUAACGGCAGCAUUCCAAAUGGAUUUUUGAAGUUAAGAAAACUGAAGAAAUUAGGUUUAUCAGACAAUCUUCUGGUGGGAAAAAUCCCAGGAGGCAAACUGAGCGACUUUCCGAAGAGUUCUUACUCCAAAAACAAAGGCUUGUGUGGAAAGCCUCUGAAGCCCUGUAAUAAGCACACAUGAACGCGUU